Molecule: messenger RNA, 732 nt
Organism: Cutaneotrichosporon cavernicola
Lineage: Eukaryota; Fungi; Basidiomycota; Tremellomycetes; Trichosporonales; Trichosporonaceae
Exons: 1
Coding region: 1-732 (243 amino acids)
Source: RefSeq, a predicted model, not a curated record
AUGACUGAUGCGAGCACCUUCCUGGUUAUCGGCAUUCGACCAUCUUCCACCCAGGCUCUCCUGUCUAACCCGGUCCGCUUCAAAAUCUCAGGCAUGAUCCUAUCCCUCGGCGACCUGUCGCCGCUCCUUGGCCUACCUCCAGGCCCCGAUCUCUCUGCCGCGCUCGCACGCGUCCUCCCCGGACUGCAGGAGUACGAGGACAAGGUCUACCCCGACGCGACGUACCGCAACUACUAUGGUCUUGGCGUGUCUCUUUGCUUCGUCCCCUCCCCUCUCAAGUUGGACAGUAUCGAUAUCUUCAACUUGCCCCCAAAAGCGCCUACGUCGUCUUCAACCAAACCCCAGUAUGCGCCACCGCCGUCUUUGUUGCUCGCUUUUGCCGACCCCGAAGUCGUGCUUCCUCCGCGUAAGAAGGGUGAGAAGGAGAUUCGGUAUCCCCGCCCGAGCCUCACAAUGGAACGGGAUACAGCGGGGCGUGAUAUCGUGCGCUCGCUCGGGGAGCCGAGCCGUAAGGGCGCUGGCGGAUGGGUUGGAGUUUGGCUCGAGUGGAGUCCCGUGGCUUUGACAACGGCGGGAGAGAGGGCGGAGGUGGGUAUCAUGCUCGAGCUCACGGAUCCUAAAGCCGAGCCGAGCAGCGAGGACAAGGCCAAGGGCGUCGGUGGUGUUUGGGAUCGCGCGGCUGGCUGGCCUUGGGCGAGCAUCAAGGUGUUCCGCACCACACCCAAGAAGUAG